AUGAAGGAAUUAAAUACUGUGGAGCAAAACAACAAUGACAUAGAAGUUUAUUCUAACGGAACUACAGAAUCUACUCCUGAUAAAAAAAUUAAAGAAGAAGUCACAAAAAAUUUGAUUGAUGAAAAGAAUGUUGUUUUGAACGAUAAUUACAACUCCAUUAUAAAAGAAGGAAUUUAUUUGAUAAAAGAACAAGUAAAAUUAUAUAAUGCAACAAUGCAGUACUUACUAAAAACAAUUAAUUUAAUUGCUGAUAAGAAAAUUCCGCAAAAAAUCAUCUCUGAUUAUUCUUCGAUUGUUACUAGUCAUAAUUUACUUUUAGAUAAAGAUAAAAUAAAUAGCGAAAUAACUUUAAAAAUAUGGAAUGGUUCAUUUGUUAAAAGUGAAGAAAGUUGUAAUGCAACAAUUGUUGAAAAUAAAAAAGCUGAGGAAAAUGUUGAAGAUUCAACUAAAGAUCAAUCUGAUAAAUCGCCUAAAAUAGAUAAAAAUUCUGCACAAGUGGAUGAUGAUAUUGAAAUAUUGAAUAAAUCUAUUUCUUCAAUGGAUUUGAAUUCAUCCGAUGAACUUAUGAAUGUAAUGGAUGUUGAUCUAGAUCCGAAGCAAGCAGAUUCAACUUUAUAUUCUUCUCUGACCUCUUCAUCUUCACCAUCUACUGUUAUUCUUAAGAAGAAUACCUAUCCUGUAAAUAUUGAUACUUUAUCCAAUCCAGUUGUAUUAGACAACAAAACGUCAAAAGAAAUUCCACUUGAAGUAAGCAAUAAUUCCGAAGAGCCGAAUAAAAAGCUGAGUUUAAUCGAAGUACUAAAAAACGCAAAUAAGUCUUAUUCAAAUAUGAAUCGAGCAUCUCAAAGAUUGAAACGUAAAGCUGUAGAUGAAGAAAUUAGUUUGGAAAAUAAUAAAAAGUGCUUUACAGCUGACGGAAACAAUGAUGAUAAAGAUAAUUCAUCAUCACAACGACGUAUAAUUCACUCUACAAAACGUAAAGUUUUGAACGCGAAAAUUUAUUCGAAGAAACAAGAAUUCAAAGUUCCAGAGAGUUUUUUGCCGGUUGUUCGACUUCAGAGAAUUAAGUUACCUAUUAAUGAAAAAAAUUUGUCAGCUAUGAAGACGAAAGUUAGGAAAUUAGAGACUGAAAAGAAGGAUAAUGUUUAUAAUUUAAGACCAUCAAGUAGAAAAAAUAAUUGUACUGAAAUUAAAAAAAUAAAUAACAUUAAAGUAAACUGCGAACUGUGUGACAAGACAUUUAAAACAAAAGAAUGUCUUAAAGCACAUGCUCAAUCUCAACACGUUAAAAAGAACUUUAAAUGUAAGAAAUGUAACUAUGCGUCUAAUUUUCAAGGAAAUUUACGGCGACACAUCAAGAUUCAUCAGGAUACAGCGGUAGUUUCGCAAUCUAAUCUGAAAACUUGCUUGCGAUCCUAUGCAGCCAAACUUCAUCAGCGCGAUAGCUGCUCUGAGGUCAACAGAUCUAAAAGCAGUUUUAAGUGUAGUAUCUGCUUGUAUACUACAAAAUCUCUAGAAUUGUUGAAUGAACACACAAAAAGUCAUAACAAUAAUAAAUUGUUUAAUUGCAAUGACUGCGACAAGACUUUUGGAAGAAAAAAAUUAUUACAAGAACACCGAGCCACUAGUCAUGCUUCGCAGAGUAGCAGAUACUCGUGUAAUGAAUGUCAACUGACAUUUUCCUACUACGGUCGUCUGUCUCGUCAUCUUAGAACUGUUCAUGGAGUUGUAGCUGGAGCUAUAAACUCCAAAAAUAAUCAUUAA
Cotesia congregata is the source of this 1764-nucleotide messenger RNA. NCBI's taxonomy places the organism in Eukaryota, Metazoa, Arthropoda, Insecta, Hymenoptera, Braconidae. The record is from the annotation of a GenBank genome assembly.